Ipomoea nil (Japanese morning glory) is the source of this 738-nucleotide messenger RNA. Its product is annotated as putative B3 domain-containing protein At5g66980. The record is from RefSeq and is a predicted model, not a curated record. NCBI's taxonomy places the organism in Eukaryota, Viridiplantae, Streptophyta, Magnoliopsida, Solanales, Convolvulaceae. Gene Ontology annotation, molecular function: DNA binding. The coding region runs from base 1 to 738 and encodes 245 amino acids. The transcript has 4 exons.
AUGGCCGAACCGUCGCCGGUCGCCAUCUCCAUGGAAGGUGACCGCUGGGCGCCUUCUCUCAAUGAGAAGUCCAUGGAAGGCGACCAGUCGCCUUCCGCCGGAGAAGCCACCGUGCUUUUAGAGAUUACUUCAACGGUGUCCAAUUUCUGCAGCCUUAAUAGAUUACUUGAUCGUUUUCCGGCUAUCCUCAAAAGGUCCGUCCCAGUUGAAGAAACCCCAGCUGCUGGAACCUCAAGAAAGCAACUUGUUACUCCCAAGUUUCUCUCUUCUGGAAUGGAACACAAUCUUCCAAUUGGUUGGCGCUUCUUUAAGGUUAUGAGGCGGGGGUUCCAUACCAGACUCAACCUGCCGCCCAUUAUGUGUAAGAAGCUUGGUGAAAAAAAGGCGGAAGAAGCGGUGUUAACAGGCCAAAAUGGGAGCUUCAAAGUUAAAAUCCAAGAAGGCAAAGAUCAAAGGCUCUGUUUCACAAAGGGGUGGGAUGAUUUUGUGGGGCAAAAUGGCAUAUCUCGUGGAGAUUUUGCCGUGUUUGAACACAUGGGCAGUUUUCAUUUCAGUGUCGUUCUGUUUGAUCUAACUUGUUGCCAGAAAGAUGUCCAUGUCAACCCAGAAACCACCAGCAAUGACAGAGGAAAGAAUUUGUGUACCGGGCAAGAAAAUUCUAGUUGCUUUACAACCACCAUCAAAGCAUACAAUUUACGCAGAUGUCCUUACAUGGUGAGGCUGUUACUCAUUGUUUGA